CCACAAUAUAGACUAAUUGUUAAAAAUUGCAUUCAUUUGGACUAAAUCUGAUCACUUCACUUCAAGCAGCUCAAAUGCCGUCCUCGAAGCUUGUGGUGGCGUUGUACCGCUCGCUCCUGCGCAGCGCUACGGUGCUGGAUAGCCACGAGGCCUUCAAGGCGCUGCUGCCACGCGAGGUGGAGUGGCGGAAAGGCGCCAAGUGGUGCGAUUUUUUCGGCUCCAGCUCCUCCUGUGUCAAGGCUCUGCGCACCGAAUUCCGUGAGCCUCGACCCACGGGUGAGCUGAGCGAGGCGCUAGACGAGGCGCUACAGCUCCAUAAGACGAUCUCACAGCGUGUGCACUUAUUAUACCGUGACGAGGACGACCGACAGCUGAUAAAGUUCACCGAUGUGCCGCAUCCCACGACGUUCGAUGAGAAAUACGAGUGGGAAAAGCGGCAGCUGUCGGAGGAGGACUCCAAGGCGCUCAAUGGAGCACUGGAACUCAUCCAUAGUGCGUCCCAAUUGCUCACGAGUGAGGAUCUUGACAUGAAGGACAAGACAAGGCUCGCUAAAGCCUACUACGUCGAGUCGAUCAAGUUGUUCGAGACGGCAGAUGCCCACGCGUAUCUGGGCUGGCAUUUGUACCUCGACGGCGAGGUAGAGGAAGCAGUGAGUGAAUGUCAGCGUGCUAUUCAAGUGGAUCCUUCCUUUGGCAACCCGUACAAUGACUUGGGGCUGAUUCGAGUGGAGGAAGGCAAGAACGAUGAGGCGCUGGAUUUGUUUCAGAAAGCCAAGAUGGCACCCCGCAAUGAUGUUAGGCAUUACGCGUGCCAGAAUCUUGCUGCGUUGCACCUGGAGGAGAAUCGUGUGAAGUCAGCACUGCAUGAAUACAUUGAAACAUUGUAUUGGAUGAGGCUGGAUGAGGCCAAGAGGAACAUGAUACGGAACACAGUCACCGAUAUGGGGAAUGUCUUGGUCGCAUUGCAGGCGAGUAAGCCUACACCAGAGUGAGGUCAAAGAUUUGCAGAGCGAAACAACGUGAAGCCAGGGUGGCGACUUCAAGGUGGACAAGUUUGGAGAUGUUACUACAUCAAACGAUUUUCAUCGAAACUGCUAUACAGCGCUCUUCGAAGUAGUUCUUACUGUUCUUGCUGCUGUCGCUGAAGCUUCCUUCGCCACUGCCGAGCUGUGCGAACGGUGGCUGAUUGCAGCAUAUCGACCAUCGUCCAAAAUGAAGCACGAUCUCCUUCUUCGAAAACGAUCAAGACCUCGAAACCUUCACUGUUGUCCAGUGCGAAGAUUUCCACUCGGCCAGCACAUUGCACUUCGGUUGUGAUACUAUCACAUACUUUCCCGCUUUUCUUGUACUGCACCAGUCGACACAUCAACCAGUCCUGCCCUCCUUCUCUUCCGUCUUCAACUUCUUUCUGAUCCUCCUGUUGCUCUGUGAUAUCCAUCGACAGCUGAAGGUCCUCUUUGAUCUCGACAAACUCGCAAAUUCUCUGAAGAACCUCUUGUAUUGAAGCACAACCAUUCGCUACAGAGAUUGUGUCAGAUACCCACAUCAUGCAAUAAAAAGCACCGACAAGACAUUGAACAAACCUUCUUGGGUUUUCACUGGCACCUGGAAACUAAGUUCCUGUCUUCGGUGGGCUUCUUUGCGCUUACCCAGUACUUUUGGCUGCACAUCAAAGCAAUCAU
This is a messenger RNA of Phytophthora nicotianae INRA-310, 1682 nucleotides long. RefSeq lists its product as hypothetical. The transcript has a single exon. Bases 75 to 992 code for a protein of 305 amino acids. Gene Ontology annotation, biological process: protein O-linked glycosylation. NCBI's taxonomy places the organism in Eukaryota, Oomycota, Peronosporomycetes, Peronosporales, Peronosporaceae. The record is from RefSeq and is a predicted model, not a curated record. Gene Ontology annotation, molecular function: protein binding; glycosyltransferase activity.